AUGAGUGGCGGGGUUCGCACAAGUGUGAAGGGUUUCCUAAUCAAUGCAAAUAGCAAUUGGAGAAGUACUGGAAUCGAAGCUGCGGAUGAGAAACAGAAACCACAAGAUGUAUCUGAACCUUUGAGGCAAACAGACAUAGAGACUGCUGGUCAUCAUGCGGAGGAAAACCAUAAUGAGAGACAAAUCCCAUCCAAUUUGACUAGAGGAAACUCUUGCAUUGCUGAAGAGCCUGAUGAUGAUGAUGAUGAUGAUCCAUUGCCUUCUGUAAAGGACCUCCAGCUUCAAGGUGACCCAUUAGUGGGACAAGAAAUUACAGUAUGUGGACACUGCAUUAAUGGAACAUCUCUAUGUGAUGCGGAUCAGUGGCUACGCCAUCAUCAAGAUGGAUCUGUUAGUAACAUUGAUGGAGCGACGAGUCCGGAACAUCUUGUUACUGCUGAUGAUAUUGGUGCAUGCCUUGCAGUUGAAGUUGUGCCUCUAGAUGUCAGGAAUAGAAAAGGAAAGCUACAAAAGCUCUUUGCCAAUGACCACAAAAAUAUAAGCUGUGAUCCAAAAAUGCAAAGCCUGGGACACUUUAGGAGGACGGGUUACAGUCUAAAGUAUACAAAGCUGUUGGAAGGUAGUGUUGUAGUUGAAGAUCAUAAGUUUACUCCAAACACAGUUGUUUCAAUUCCUUAUGGAAGUCCUGCAGAAUUCAUCAUAACUGAUUCUGAUAGCGGUGGUGCUGAUCAUUCUCUAAAAAUCGAUUAUGGUCUGAGGGAUACAGUUGUGCUGAUAUUGCGAUUAUUUAUCCGAGCGAGGGAAGAGGAGAUGUCAAGCAAAAGGAGAAAACAGGGGGCUGGGGAUCUCCAUUAG
Molecule: messenger RNA, 855 nt
Organism: Fragaria vesca subsp. vesca
Lineage: Eukaryota; Viridiplantae; Streptophyta; Magnoliopsida; Rosales; Rosaceae
Exons: 4
Coding region: 1-855 (284 amino acids)
Cellular component (GO): plasma membrane
Source: RefSeq, a predicted model, not a curated record